AUGAAUGCUAGACCCUCCUACGAGGGGACUCUUAACGAGUCCCAGCUGUUUCAACAGCUCCCGAAUGAGAUUGCGGAACUCAUUCGCACCGCGUCGGGGACUCAGUACCUGAAUGCGCUUGCGGUGGGCGCGCUGAGGCAAAGAUGCACGGAAAGCUUCUUUUGCCUGUACGAACCGAUCUUCGUGGACCUGGCAGCCCGUUGGCUUCUGUCGGAGUCCCAGGUCGAUCAAAUCGAUGUUCUAUCCGCAUUUUCGCGAAUUAUCCCGCUCGCGCCAUAUCUGCGUUCCUUUGCAAGCCAAUAUGCCAUGUCUCGGGCUGGACCUCUGUCGGCUUUGGCUACGUCCGAUGAGCUAACGCUUUCUCAAAUGAAUGAUGCCACCCUCCGAGCCCUAGUGCUAGCGAUUUUCCGACUUCUUUCCUACGACACAGAGACCUUCUCGAAAGCCGUAUCGCCAUCACAACUCCAGACCUUGUUCCGACACGGUGAUCCGUCCGUGAGUUAUCUGGCGAUUCGAUGCUUUGCUAUGUACAUGAGGGCAGCCGAUGCUGCGACGGAGGAUAUAAUUAGGGCAAAAUUUGCAGACAACAUUAUUGAGGGGGAAUGGGAAGGUAUUACCAUCGACUACCGCUGCCUCGGAUUGUGGGAGGAACGUCGGUGGAAUGUCCUGGAGAAGCAAGUCCAACUUGCAAGAACUUCCAGGUCAGCCUCGGAAAGCCUGUCACAAAUUGAGGCAUUGAGAGACUACUUCACCGCUAGAACCGCCGAGGUUUGUGGUGUGCUUAUACCCCGCCAGCAGGGCACAUCACCUCCGCCGUCUUCCAUUGUGAGAACUCCCACUGCUGUGGGUAACUUGCGGAAGAUUGCGGCAGCCUUAAUCGCUCCUGAGCCUAUACUAUUGACUGGAUUGCCAAAUUCUGGAAAAACCACAUUGAUCAACGAUGUCGCAGCGACAAUGGGCCAGUCUGAAUCGAUGGUUACACUGCACCUGAACGAGCAGACUGAUGCGAAGAGUCUUCUCGGGAUGUAUUCAACAUCGCCUGCCACGGGCUCGUUCGCGUGGCAGCCUGGUGUCCUCACCAAGGCUGCAAGAGAGGGCCGCUGGAUCUUGAUCGAGGACCUGGAUCGCGCCCCUUCUGAAGUCAUCGGACUUAUCCUGCCAAUCAUAGAGAGAGGAGAGUUGACCAUCGCCAGUAGAAGGGAAAGAAUCAAGUGCGCCGAAGGGUUCAAGAUCAUUGCGACCAUGAAAUCGUCCUACAACAUUGCAGGCGAAGAGAUUGCCCCAAGCACCAACAUCCUAGGCAGCAGGCUGUGGCAGAGAGUACAAAUCGAUUCUCUGACCAUAGACGAAGUUCGCGAGGUAAUCACGCAGAAGUUCCCUCUGCUUGAGUCCCGGGUUCGGACAAUCAUGGACGUCUACCAAAGACUUUGUGCUUCCUUCCAUGGCAGUCUUGCAAUCAAAAGCUCCCAAGGGCGUACACCUGGACUCCGUGAUCUUGUCAAGCUUUGCAGCCGGAUGCACAGGCGUCUGCAACGCCUCGGUGCCAAGACUGGCUACGAAGCUACGCCUGAGGGUGCCGAGGACGAGAUCUUCCUGGAUUUUGUCGAUGUCUUCUUGAAAUAUAUCCCCGAGAAGAAUACAGCAGACACCCUUGCUUUGGUUGUUUCCGAGGCUCUCCAGAUUUCACCCCAACGAGCGCGGUUCUGUCUGCACGAGCGCACGCCGACGUAUUCAGACCAGGGAAAUAGCAUAACACUUGGAAGGGAAGUUUGUCGCAAGAUCAAGGUCCCGGGAGGUUCGGCAUCAAAGGCUGCUGCUGCUUCGUCUCGAUUUGCCUCCACACGGGCUGCAUUGGGACUUAUGGAACAGGUCGCCGCUGCUAUCCAGAUGGCAGAGCCUGUUCUCCUUGUUGGAGAAACUGGUAUUGGUAAAACGACUGUGAUUCAGCAACUGGCUACCUUGAUGCGUCAGAAGCUGACGGUUGUGAACUUGUCACAACAGAGUGAAAGCUCUGAUCUCCUGGGAGGUUUCAAGCCUGUGAAUAUCCGGACUAUGGCUGUGCCCAUGCAUGACGAGUUCGUGUCCUUGUUUGAAUUGACGUUUUCUGCCAAGAAGAACCAGAAGUUCCUCCAGUCUGUCGGGAAAAGCGUUGCUUCAGGAAACUGGGUACGCCUAGUCAACUUGUGGCAUGAAGCCGUUCGCUUGGCUGACGGCGUCUUCAAAUCGAGUGGCGGUGCCCCAGGUGCCGAAGAGCAACCGACGAAAAAGAGAAAACUGGAUUCACCAAAAUAUCAGUUCUUACGGCAAAGAUGGGAGAGAUUCUCGGCACAGCUGAAUGAUUUCGAGUCUCAAGUAUCACAGGGAGAUGCUAAGUUCGCAUUUGCUUUUGUUCAAGGUAAAAUUGUUCGGGCCCUGCGGAACGGGGAGUGGGUUCUUCUUGACGAAAUUAACCUGGCGUCGCCUGACACGCUCGAGAAUAUUGCCAGUCUUCUGCACCAUGGGAGUGAAGGUUCUCCAUCCGUACUACUUUCUGAAGCUGGUGAUGUGGAACGAGUUUUUGGACAUCCCGAAUUCCGCAUCUUCGGCGCGAUGAACCCUGCAACGGACGCAGGGAAGAAAGAUCUGCCCCCGGGUCUCCGGUCUCGGUUCACUGAGUUCUAUGUCCAGUCGCCGGACAGUGAUUUGGACGAUCUCCUGGCUUUGAUUCACAAAUACCUUGGUGACUUGGCCAUGACGGAUUCCAGAGCUGUCCCCGAUCUAGCUCAACUCUACAUGGAGACUAAGAAACUCAGCACCGAAAACAAACUCACCGAUGGUGCUGGACAGCGCCCCCAUUUCAGCAUCAGAACCCUCGUCCGAGCUCUAAUCUAUGUUGCUGAUCAUGCUCACGUCUAUGGGCUGCGCCGCGCAAUAUAUGAAGGCUUCUCUAUGAGCUUCCUGACUGUACUCAGCCAAGAUUCGGAGAAGUUGCUGGCACCACUUCUCGAGAGACAUUUAUUCAGCAACGUCAAGAAUGCAAGAGGACUUCUGAACCAGACGCCACGACCACCGACUGACGGCAACGACUAUGUCCAAUUCAAGCAUUACUGGAUGCGCCGUGGUCACCUAGCUCCCGAAGAGCAGCCUCACUAUAUCAUCACGCCUUUUAUCGAAAAGAACUUGAAGAACUUGGUGAGAGCAAGUUCCACUCGGCGAUUCCCUGUUUUGCUCCAAGGACCGACCUCUGCAGGAAAGACGAGUAUGAUUGAAUAUCUCGCCAAGGUAUCAGGAAACAAGUUUGUUCGUAUCAACAACCAUGAGCACACGGAUCUUCAAGAAUAUUUGGGAACUUAUGUCUCUGGUGAUGAUGGGACACUUCGUUAUCAAGAGGGUGUCCUUGUGGAGGCGCUCAGGAACGGAUACUGGAUUGUUCUGGACGAACUGAACCUGGCCCCUUCUGAUGUACUGGAAGCAAUGAACCGACUUCUGGAUGAUAACCGCGAACUUUUCAUCCCCGAGACGCAGGAAGUAGUGCGCCCACACCCCAACUUCAUGCUUUUUGCGACCCAAAACCCUGCCGGCCUCUACGGUGGCCGCAAGGUGUUGUCGCGUGCCUUCCGAAACCGAUUCUUGGAGCUGCACUUCGAUGACAUACCAGAGAGCGAGUUGGAAUACAUCCUGAAAGAGCGGUCUCAGAUUGCCCCCUCUUUUUGCACUAGGAUCGUCUCUGUAUACCGGAAGCUGUCCUUGUUACGCCAGGCAAACAGGCUGUUUGAACAGAAGAAUAGUUUUGCUACCCUGCGUGAUCUUUUCCGAUGGGCGCUCCGCCGAGCAGAUGAUCGGGAGCAAUUGGCGAUCAAUGGUUUCAUGCUCCUUGCGGAGCGGGUCCGAAAUCCCCAGGAAAGAGCUGCUGUGAAGGGCGUCAUCGAAGAAGUGAUGAAAGUCAAGAUCGACGAAGACGUUAUAUACAGUUCCUCUGAGAUGGAAAAGCGUGCUCCCCAUCUUGCUCAGUUAGCCCCAGGCGUUGUGUGGACGAAGGCAAUGAGGAGGCUUUUCGUACUCGUUGCCACUGCAAUUGAGAAUAAUGAGCCUACUUUGCUUGUUGGUGAAACUGGUUGCGGAAAGACCCAGCUUUGCCAGGCAGUUGCCGAGAUUUACAAGAAGGAACUGUUGAUUGUCAAUGCCCACGUGAAUCUCGAGACCGGAGACCUGAUAGGUGCUCAACGGCCCGUAAGAAACAGGGCAGCAAUCGAGAGUCAGUUGCUGAGUGACUUGCAAAGCCUCUUCUCACAGAACGCACAGUCAGGGUCUCUCGAGGAACUGAAGCAAGCCUUUGGUGCUUUGAACGCAGACCAGCUGCAAUCGUUUGAUGCCGAAUUGGUUUCACGCAUUGAGAGAAACGUGGCUCGUUCGAACGCUUUAUUUGAGUGGUCUGAUGGAAGUCUGAUCACUGCAAUGAAGACUGGCCAGUUUUUCCUGCUAGAUGAAAUCUCUCUGGCAGAUGAUUCUGUUUUGGAAAGAUUGAACAGUGUUCUCGAGCCUCAUCGUUCGAUAUUGCUUGCAGAAAAGGGCCCAAUCAACUCUAUGGUUAUCGCAGACGAAGGAUUUCAGUUUCUGUCUACAAUGAAUCCUGGUGGUGACUAUGGAAAGCGCGAACUCUCGGCUGCUCUUCGGAAUCGAAUGACCGAAAUCUGGGCACCCCAACUGUCCGAAGACGAGGACAUUCUGCCGAUUCUACAAAGAAAGCUGGACGUGGGCACAGAGAAAUUACCUAAGGGAAUGCUACAGUUCGCAAAAUGGUUCAAGGGAGUGUUCCAAAAUUCCUCUACUUCAUCCCUCUCUCUGCGUGACCUUCUUGCUUGGGUUGACUUUGUCAAUAAGUGCCAAAGCUCGGACAUUCUCUUUUCAGUUGUCCAAGGUGCAGCCAUGGUUUUUGUAGACACUUUGGGUGCGAACCCUGCAGCGAUGCUCGCAACAGCAUUGCAUAAUCUCGAUGGGAACCGUCAAUUGUGUCUUGACAAACUGCGUGAGCUUUUUGACGUUGAUGCAUCGGCGAUUUAUCGACAACGAUCAACCGUCGAUAUUGAAGGCUCAUCUCUGCGUGUUGGGCCUUUCUGCCUGCCAAUGAACAGCGACUCGAAGCCUGAUCCCGACUUCAUCAUGGAUGCACCUACUACGAUUGCCAACUCUGUGCGCAUCGCUAGAGGCUUACAGCUGCCCAAGCCCAUUCUGCUUGAGGGUAGUCCAGGUGUUGGAAAAACAACGCUCGUCACGGCGCUCGCGAGAGCCCUUGGGAAACCGCUUACACGUAUCAAUCUUUCAGAACAGACGGAUCUCACAGAUCUUUUCGGCUCUGAUGUCCCUGUCGAAGGUGGCGAUAUCGGACAAUUUGCCUGGCGAGACGCGCCAUUUCUACAGGCAAUGCAACGCGGUGACUGGGUCCUAUUGGAUGAGAUGAAUCUGGCUUCGCAGUCGGUCCUUGAGGGUCUUAAUGCUUGCUUGGAUCACCGUCAAAUGGUAUACGUCGCCGAGCUUGACCAAACUUUCAAGAGACAUCCCAAUUUUGUUCUUUUCGCUGCGCAAAACCCUCAUCACCAAGGUGGCGGUAGAAAGGGUCUUCCUGCCUCUUUUGUCAACAGAUUCACGGUGGUCUACGCCGACAGCUUCACAGAUACUGAUUUGAAGAGAAUCUGCGCCAAGCUUUUCCCCGGUAGCCCUGCUCACCAAACCGAGGGACUGGUUGAAUUUGUGUCCCUCCUCAACAAAGCCAUUCAGGAGCGCCGGUUAGGCGCUAUUGGCGGACCUUGGGAGGUUAAUUUGCGAGAUAUCCAAAGGUGGCUCCAGUUGGCAGACCGUGGCAGCUUACAGAUACCUACCCAGAGCUUCUUGGAAGUUAUCAUCUCUCAGCGAUUCAGGAGCGAGGAAGACAGGCAGCUGGUCUCCAAGUUGUACAAGAAGGUGUUUAGCGACGCUUCGACACAUGCCAAGAGCUACUACCACAAUCUGACAACGGAGUACAUACAAGUCGGACUCGGUAUCAUGCAGCGAGACUUGCUGUUGCAAGAGACAGCAAGCCCCCAAAUGAGGAUCCUUCCAGGAGAUCUUCCCGUCUUAGAGUCGCUCAUGCUGUGCAUAGAGCAGUCUUGGCCCAGUAUUCUGGUCGGCUCAUCUGGCUGCGGCAAGACCACUCUUAUCAGGAAGCUAGCUGCCCUGAAUGGCGCUAGUCUGGUCGAGCUAGCAUUGAGCGCUGAUACUGAUACUAUGGAUUUGGUUGGUGGAUUCGAGCAGAUCGACUACAGAAGGGAGAUCUCUUCUCUUGUGCAACAAAUCACGGUUUUCCUCCGACGCCAUGUCAUUUCUGCCUAUGCAGGCAGCGAUCUACUGGCGGUAGCUCCCGCUUUCUUGGAACUAUACGAGCAGUUACAAAGUCCAGAUGUUCAAUUAGAUGCUGUUUGCUCGUCACUGCAGAAUCUUUGUCAUUCAUGGCCCCAUGAUGCACUUGAGAAGCUUUUCAACCACGCCCAGCGUUUGCUGACAGUCACGAAGCAGUCUGAUAGCAUGAAGGUGGGAUUUGAGUGGACCGAGGGAGUGUUGACGCAAGCCGUUCAACAUGGCCAGUGGGUUGUUCUCGACAACGCCAAUCUCUGCAACCCAUCGGUCCUCGAUAGGCUGAAUUCCCUUACGGAACCCAACGGAGCCCUCAUCCUGAAUGAGCAACGUACGGAGGAUGGAAAUGCCCGCAUUGUCAGGCCUCAUCCUAAUUUCAGGCUUUUCCUCACGAUGGAUCCUCGCCAUGGUGAAUUGUCACGGGCGAUGCGGAAUCGAUGUGUUGAGAUAUGCUUCUUGUCCCAGGAUAACAACGAUAUCAUCACCACAUCAAUGCCUGCUUACACACAUCAAUCGUCCCUGUACCGCCUUCGUUCGGUCUGGGAAACAGAUCUGUCCUUACCUACCCAGGAAAAUACCGACAACCUCCAUGAAGUGUGCCUCGACCAUCUUUCAUUCUCAGACCUGUCGUAUCUUCAGCGGGCACUGAAGCUCACGCCGCAUUACGGCUCAGACGUCGCGAGAGAGCCCUUCUCUUUGGCCUUGGAUCGAUAUGUGUCUGCCAUACAUGAUAAUUCGUCAAGUAAACCUUUCGAAAGCACCAAGAAGGAAGUCAUGCUCGGUCGUGCUUCUUUUGCCAUCCAAGGAAGGUUACAACCUCUUCACCCUCUUGUUAACGAACCUCUGGCUUCCAUACUGCACCAGGAUGUGCCUUUGGUGUGGCUCAUGAUUUUGGCCUAUCUGCAAGAAUACAAGCUUGAUCUACAUCGCCUUAGACAGAGCUUGCUGCAAGCCGACGAAAUGGGGAAACAGCUUAAGCCAAGUCAAAUGAGUCGCCUCCAAAGAUCACUAGCUUCGGGAAGAAUACCGUCUUUGAUGAAAGAUUCGACGCAGCCGGUUGGCCCGUUCCUAUCUGACUGCGGUCAAGCCAUGUACGAUUUCAUUCAGGGACUUGACUAUGAUGUUCUUCAGGCCCCCGAAAUGGUGCGGGCUCUCCGAGCUAUCAUCGACUUCAUCAAAGAUGUACUCACAAUGACUGCUGCCCAUGACCUGGAUCAGGGUGAAUUCCAAAUCUAUCUGCAGAUUGGCAAGGAAUUGUGUGCUUCGCUGGUGGACAUGUGGGCGCCGUUGAAGCAGCUCGCUUUCGCGUUCUCCCAAGCCCUUGAUCGAUUCCAAGAACAUUGGGCGUUAACCACAGGCCUAAGCAUGCAGCGGCUUUGGGAGUCAUGGAGACCAGCGACACCCUCGACGCAAAGCCAGCUGACGUCCUUGCUCGAAUUGGAGAGCGUUGCCUCUGAAUUCACCCAAGUUGCGACAAAAACUCACCUGGACUUGGCUCAAUUGAGCCAGGUGCGCAACUCUCUCAUUGCCGGCCAAGAAGCUAUCCUCCGAAACGGUGCUGACGAAGGAUAUCCCACACAAGUCCUCCGGCAAACGGUCGCCGAAUUGGCGGCUUGCGUUCAAGACGCCGAUCCAACACUGCGCCCCUAUUUCUCGACUAGCUUUGAGACUUUGUGCCAGUACAACGAUAUCGCUUCGCUAUGCAAGAGUCAAGUUGGUGAUGACCAGGUUGUGCGAGCUAUCCUGCCUUUACUUGCCAGCCGUGCUGCCCGGCCCUUGGAUGGGUCGAGUCUACAGAGUCCCAUUCCUAAUCUCCUUCACAAGCUUUCCUUAUUCUCAGGAUCCGAAAAUCCCUCUGUGUUCGGAUCGGCCGUUAGCGGCACAAUCUCGCUGUCGCUUCUGGAGAGAUUGGCUUUCGUUGGCUCUACGAGCUUGGGCCAAAUGAACGCAUUGGAGGUAGAGAAGAAGACUCUUUCUCAGGCAUUGACUCUGACCACCCGAGAGAUUGGUUUGGACCAGUUCAAGGUUCUACGCCAGGUCCUGGCAAGGCUCACACUGGAGCUUGUCAUUGUGCACAGAGAGUUCUUUGAGCCUCAGUCUUUGGAGGCGUUGGCUAGCAUUCUUCGCGCAGUUGAAGAGACCGGUCUAUAUGCUGGCCCGGCAGUGCAAGAAUUUCGUGCGGCAGCGAACUUGCCUAAAGAGCAUUAUUUCAGGAAAAUUGUAAGAGAGGAUCUUCCUAGGCUGGUUGCCUCGCUCGCAGCCGAUGCACAAAAUGUCGAAGCUCCGGUAGAGAACACUGGAGCCGCAAUUGUUCAACUAGCUGUGAUCUUCCUGCGCCUCUUUGUGCCUGACAAGCCUUUUGAUCCCUCAUUGGGCUUGGUCGUGCAGAGGAAACGACACGCGCAACGCUCGUCGGAGCUUACGGCAAAGGCUGAAGCUAUUACUUCUUUCGAGGUUGGCUUUUCUGGCCAGACUUCCAACAUCCGGGUUGAACUUUUGCAGAAGGAAUUGCACGAACUUGGUUCGGCGCCGCCUCCGUCUUCUGUCAGCAGACCUCCCAUUUCUGAGAUCAAUCUUCUCCAUGGGGAAUUCUCAAGUCUGGUGAAGUCAGUGCUUGAGAGGCACCCUGAGCAGAUUGUUUCUGCGACCAGUGAAGAUAAGGGUGAAAAGCAGAGGAUGCUUGGUCUGCUGCGUGAUAAUGUUCGCCAGCUCAGCCACCGCCUCAGUACUAACUACCGCUCCUACGAUGACAUUACGACACCUGUUGUCCGGUUCCUCCAGAUUUUGGACAUGGGUCUUUACCUUUCUUCAACUCCAUCCUGCGAAUCAAGUGACAUUCAGAUACUGAAGGCUGUUAAGGAAACUACACCAUUCCUCGGAGGAUUGAUCCAUCCGAUUUCAGAGCUAAGAUCGGAAGCUAGCUCGACUGUCAACACAGAUCUGUGGUUCCAUGAACUGUCCUCGUUGAGAUUAGCUGAGAAUGCGGAUCCGGGAGUUAUCCGGACCCAAGCUGGGCGUGAUACUCUGCGCCGCCUUUUCGAGCAAUUCCACGCUCUUUGGAAAACCAAGCUGCGCGAAGACCAAGAAGAUGAGGCAAGGAAGUCCGAGUUCUACCACUACAAGGGCUCUUGGGAAGAUAGUGAGGAGGUCGACGAAAAUGAACUACGCCAGCUGUUCCCCACGUAUGAUCAGGAAGCAGAGGAGGAAGAAAGCAAAGGCCCGGGUCGCUACGAUCCGAAGGCUAUCUCGAUAAGGCUUGCGUCAUUGCAUGCGAAAUUGUUCCAGUCGGAAGAUCGCGAGGAAGCCUUGUCAACGUACGUCAAGCAAGCUUCCCUGUUACUGGGAUCCAAGUGGUCAGAGGACACUCUCACCGUACCGAAUGUAGAUCCUAAGGAUCAGCUCUCCGGUGUCCUCUUGCUUCUGGAAGACUCUAUCAAUAUAGGCCAGAAUCAGCCGGCAGCCAAAUACAACUUCUACGUGGAUGCGAACAUAGCCGAAGCAAAGAAGCUGGUGACAUUGACCUUGUCAACGAAGGCUCGGUUCACUCAGAUUCAGAAGGCCUGGCCCGACCAUGCGGUGUUGGAGGACGUCAUUCUGUGUUGCAGAGAGAUUCUCCAAUUCAAGCACACCGAGCCUGUCGCAAAGUUCAUUACCAAGGUCGAGAAGCUCCAUGCUCUUGUUCAUGAAUGGCAGCUGGUGGCGAGCAGAGAAUAUUCGGCAGCUUCUGUGUAUGAAGAGAUCACUGCAUUGAUCAUCGGCUGGCGACGACUUGAGCUAUCAACGUGGGCGAAGCUUCUGGACAUCGAGAACGAAAAAUGCACCCAGGAUGUGAGCUCAUGGUGGUUUAUCGCCUAUGAGGCUAUCAUUCGGGCUCCCAUGCAAAUUGCAGAGUCCGGCCAAAUGGAGAUGAACGAACACGUGCAAGAGGUUACAGCUACAUUGGAGCAAUUCUUCCACUCCACAACCUUGGGACAGUACACUGAGCGCCUUCGACUUGUCAAGAAUUUCCAGUCCUUGCUCUUGCUCUAUGUCCAGGAUAUGCCAGCCUUGAACCAGCUGAUUUCUGCUUUGGACAACUUCCUGGUUCGCUACAAGCAAUUCGAACCUAUUGUGCACAAGCAGCUAGUGGAGAAGCGAACCGCUCUUGAGAAGGAUAUCAAGGAACAGAUCCAACUGGCUAGCUGGAAAGAUACCAAUAUUGUCGCGCUCAAAGAAAGUGCCCGCCGGUCACACACCAAGUUGUUCAAGCUGGUCCGCAAGUACCGGGAAGCCCUGGGACAACCAGCGCAACCGAUUCUGGAACAGGACAUGCCGGAUAACAACGAGGACAACGGUCCUUCCCAAAACGAUGUUGUCAUAGCCUCAAGCGUGUUCCCUGAAGCACUCGCAAUGUGCCAGAAGGAAGGAGUCUGGACCGAUAGACCCCCGCGAUUCAAGAACCCCGAUGCCACUGCUAGCAGCAUGAUGCAACUUUAUACCUCGAUUCCCGCCGAGUUUGACGUUGCAGAAGAACUUGACGGCUUUGUCAAGUAUGUCAUCGAGAGUAUACAGGAGUUCAAGUCGCGGACGCCGAAGACUCUCACCGAAGAGAAUACGGAUGAUGUACAGCACCUCAAGGUCCAGAAGCGCCGCUUUUACGCGGAUACCUUGCGACGACUUAUGGAUAUGGGCGUGAAGCGUAGCGCGAGUACCAGCUUGAUUGAAACUCAAGCAUCUAUUGCACAGAUCCUUGCCUCCAGCCCAGCCAUGGAAGCCGACUCUGUGCUAUCGCAGCUGGCCAAGAGUUCCGACUUGUACUACCAUAGGUUCUUGGACUUGCUUCCUCGCGUUCGUCUGGCAGCACACAACUAUGCGGAAGAUCUCAGCAAUGUCGAAGUAUCCAGAAGCUCGGGCUCUAUUGAACACUUGUUGUUCCUCGCCCGAAAGCAGAGAGCCUCAAUCUCACCAGCGCUUACUGCUCUGACAGAGCUGCAGUCGACACUCCUGAAGGUUUCGAAUCUCUGGAAUUCUGGCUGCUCUUCUAUUUCCAAGGAUCACCCACAAUUCCCGAUUGAGAAAGUCGAGGUAACGAGGGCAGUGGCAUGGCUGACACCUGUACUCGGACUGGCUGCCACUGUUAUUGGUCUGCACGCAAAGUUCUCUGGAAUCGGUUCGAGAAGUAUCCUGGACGGCCUGCAGACCUGGAAGGGCACAUUUGAUCGCCUGAAGACCUCUUUAGACAAUCUUCCUCAGCUACCACACGGUGUCUCCUCGCAGCUGUACAGGGAUACCGUCCAGCAGGCUUCUUCAUCCCUUGAGCAAUUAAACAGCAACCUCACAAAAUGGGCUGAAGAGCGUCCUGAUCUGUCUUUUGUGCUUGGCCAGAUAGUCCCUUGGGUAAAGGUCAACGUGAUCUCGCCAGACUGUGACCUUGAUGAGACCACCGUAUCCCUCGACAAGUUUGAUGCGGGUCUCGUUGCUGCAGUUGAUAAGAUCCUUGUCAGCCUCCAGAAAUUGAAGGAGAUCCCAUCCUCGCUUGCCAACCCUGGUUCCUUGGCGCGGAGUGACGAGUUCUUCAUCAAAUCCUUGAAGGCCCUUCAUAUCUCUGGCAUCAAAUCCUCUCUUGAAUCUAUCCUUGAUCAAUUGCAGCACAUCCAGGCUGGCUCAGGGCCUGGCAUUCCAUUUGCGGUCGCACUUGUGGCGAGCUUGCUACCUGUCAUGCACAAGUACUUCCAUAUCAGCAAAGACGUUGUGGAUCGUUACUUGGUUGUACACCGGGAGACGUGUAAGAUGUCCUACAUUCUCACCAAGUGCUUCGCCCAGAUCGCUUCCGAAGGCUUUUGCAGUCCCGCAGAAGCAUCUACGGAGGAGAGCAAAUCCGGCAAGCUCGAGAGCGGCACUGGCUUGGGAGAAGGUGAGGGUGCUGAAGAUAUCAGCAAAGAUGUUGGAGAUGACGAGGACCUGUCGGAGCUUGCCCAGGAGCAAAAGGGUGAGUCUACCGAGGACCUUGAAAACUCAGAAGACGCAGUGAACAUGGACAAUGAGGAAAUGCAGGGCGAAGAAGGCGAGCGGAAAGAAGGCGACGAGGAAGACAAGGACAGCGGCGAUGAGGAAGAAGAGGGCGACAUUGACGAGGAAGUAGGCAGUGUCGAUGACCUAGACGCUACGGCAGUUGAUGAAAAGAUGUGGGAUGGUGAGCACGACGACAAGCAGAAGGAGACCGAGACCAAUGAAGGCAAGGGUCAGGCUGAGUCUGACGAACAGACGGCGGCGCAGGAGAAGGAGAAAGAAAAGGAGAAGGCCCAAGAAGGCGAGCAGGGUGAGGUGGACGACAAUGAGGAGGAAGAAGAAGAUGAGGAAGGCGAAGAUAAGCCUGACGAAGAAGGUGAGGCCGUUGGACGUGAGGAUAUGGAUGUGACCGAUCCUCAGGCGAAGGAAGAAGAAGCCCUGGACCUUCCAGACGAGAUGCAACUCGACGGCGAAGAAAAGGGCGAAGAAGAGAAUGAGAGUGACGAUGGCCUUGACGGCAUGGAUGAUGAUCUCCCCCCUCUCGAGGAAAACAAUGAGCAGCAAAUGGACGGAAAGGAUGUUGGCGAGGAUGAGGCCAUGGAGGAAGGUGCCGAGGAACAAGAGCCCGAGCAGACAGAGGAGGGCAUGCCGGACGAAGAGGCAGCCGAGACCAAUGAAGGCGAGGGCAAUGACGAGGCGGACGAAGCCGGCGAGGAGGCUGAAGAGGAGAAAGAGGACUUCCUGGCCCAGCGUGACGAGAACGAGAUGGCUGGAGAAGAAGUGGCCCCCAGCGAAGCAGUCAAUGGUGGCCUUGGGGCUGAUCAAGACCAAAACCAAGAGAAGGGCUCUUCUGGUAACGCACAGCAGGAGAACGGCUCAACUGAUCCUUCCGACCAGAAGGAGCAGCAAACCGGUGCAGCCCAAGAGGGUGACGAAAAUCAAAGGCAUCAGGAAGAGGGUGGUGCGAAUGAUGCAAACCCAGACGACCCUCAACUGCAGGCCUUCAAGAAGCUGGGUGACGUUCUCGAACAAUGGCACCGCCGCCAGAAGGAGAUCAUGGAGUCCUCCAAACAAGAGGAGGGCGAGACCGAGGAGCCCAUGCCCCAGGAUGCAGACAUGGCCGACGCUGAUUUUGAACAUCUUCGCGAUCAAGACGACGUGGCAGAUACCCAAGCACUGGGUCAAGCCAGUGAAGAGCAGGCCAAGGCUCUGGACCAGAACAAGGGAGUCGAGUCGGACACCAAACCCGAAGGCAACGACGCGCUGCCGGACGUCACAGACGACGACCAACAGCAACUUCCAGACAACAAGCUAGAGGACGAGAUGCAGCUGGAUCAGGGUCUUCCCUCCGAGUCACAGAUGGCCGGUGCCAUGAUUCCUGGCAACACCCACACCCAGGAACGGACCACCGACACCGCCGGCCAGCAAGAAAUAAACGAGGAGCUAGAUGAAGUUGACGCCCAUCUCGCUGCGAUCCAUCUCUCUUCCAAUCUCCCUCCCCUGACUCCCAGGGACGAGGCCCAACGUCUCUGGUCAUACUACGAAUCAGCCACUACCGACCUCUCCCUCUCCCUGACCGAACAACUCCGCCUUAUCCUCGCCCCUACACUGGCCACCAAACUACGCGGCGACUUCCGUACCGGAAAGCGUCUCAACAUCAAGCGAAUCAUCCCCUACAUCGCCUCCCAAUACAAGCGCGACAAGAUCUGGAUGCGCCGCUCCAUCCCCUCCAAGCGCAACUACCAAAUCAUGCUUGCCGUCGACGACAGCAAAUCCAUGCUCGAAAGCGGCAGCGGUCAACUCGCCUUCGAAACCCUCGCCCUAGUAGCCAAGAGUCUCAGCAUGCUCGAAGCUGGCGACCUCUGCGUCCUCGGCUUCGGCAACGAAGACCACGUCCGCGUCGCCCACGAGUUCGGCAAGCCGUUCUCCUCCGAAGCCGGCACCCAAGUCUUCCAGCACUUCAGCUACCAGCAGACUGGCACGAACGUGCGCAAGCUUAUCGCCGACUCCAUCGCCCUCUUCCGCGAGGCCCGCUGGAAGCAGUCCCCUGGUAGUGGAAACGCGGACCUCUGGCAGCUAGAGCUGAUUAUCUCUGAUGGUAUCUGUGAAGAUCACGAGACUAUUCAGCGUUUGGUGCGCCAGGCGCAGGAGGAGCGCAUUAUGAUUGUGUUCAUCAUUGUUGAUGCUGUCAAGGGUAGCUCGAUCUUGGAUCUGAGUCAGGCUAGCUUUGAGGAUGAUGGCAGUGGAGAGAUGAAGUUGAGGAUGAAGAGAUACUUGGAGAAUUUCCCGUUCCCUUAUUACCUCGUUGUCCGGGAUGUGAGGGAGUUACCGGCUGUUUUGGCUACGGCGUUGAAGCAAUGGUUUGCUGAGGUGGUGGAUGUGUCAUCUUGA
Aspergillus niger is the source of this 14745-nucleotide messenger RNA. RefSeq lists its product as uncharacterized. Gene Ontology annotation, molecular function: ATP binding; ATP hydrolysis activity. The record is from RefSeq and is a predicted model, not a curated record. Gene Ontology annotation, cellular component: nucleus; preribosome, large subunit precursor. Lineage: Eukaryota; Fungi; Ascomycota; Eurotiomycetes; Eurotiales; Aspergillaceae. Bases 1 to 14745 code for a protein of 4914 amino acids. The transcript is spliced from 2 exons. Gene Ontology annotation, biological process: ribosomal large subunit assembly; rRNA processing.